GCCGCCCUGGUCGAUGUCACCACGGCUCUGGAGACAGAGUCCGCCAACGGCAAGGACCCCCUGGAAGCUGCCGGGGACAACUCGGAAGCCCUGGACGCUCAGGCGGGCUCGGUGGACGAGGAGAACGGGCGGCAGCUGGGGGAGAUCGAGCUGCAGUGCGGGAUUUGCACCAAGUGGUUCACGGCGGACACCUUCGGCAUCGACACCACCUCGUGUCUGCCUUUCAUGACCAACUACAGCUUCCAUUGCAACGUCUGCCAUCACAGCGGGAACACGUAUUUCUUAAGAAAACAAGCAAAUCUCAAGGAAAUGUGCCUUAGUGCUCUGGCCAACUUAACGUGGCAGUCGAGGACGCAGGACGAGCACCCGAAAACCAUGUUUUCAAAAGAUAAGGAUAUUAUCCCAUUCAUUGAUAAAUACUGGGAGUGCAUGACAACGCGGCAGAGACCUGGGAAGAUGACUUGGCCAAAUAAUAUUGUCAAAACUAUGUGUAAAGAAAGAGAUGUGUUCUUGGUGAAAGAGCACCCGGACCCAGGCAGUAAAGACCCUGAAGAAGAUUACCCCAAAUUUGGGCUUCUCGACCAGGAUCUGGCCAAUAUUGGUCCUGCGUACGACAACCAGAAACAGAACAACGCUGUGUCCACCAGCGGAAACUUAAAUGGGGGAAUCGCCGCAGGAGGCAGCGGGAAGGGACGGGGGGCGAAGCGCAAGCAGCAGGACGGAGGGACCACGGGGACAGCCAAGAAAACCCGCAGUGACCCGCUGUUUUCGGCGCAGCGCUUACCACCCCACGGUUACCCUCUGGAGCACCCCUUCAAUAAGGACGGAUAUCGCUACAUCUUGGCUGAGCCUGACCCGCACGCGCCCGACCCGGAGAAGCUGGAGCUGGACUGCUGGGCAGGAAAGCCAAUUCCCGGGGACCUCUACAGAGCCUGCCUGUACGAACGCGUGCUCCUAGCCCUGCACGACCGAGCUCCUCAGUUAAAGAUUUCUGACGACAGGCUGACGGUUAUCGGUGAGAAGGGCUACUCAAUGGUACGAGCCUCGCACGGAGUGCGGAAAGGAGCGUGGUACUUCGAAAUAUCCAUGGACGAGAUGCCCCCAGACACCGCUGCCAGGCUGGGCUGGUCACAGCCACUGGGGAACCUCCAGGCGCCUCUGGGGUACGACAAGUUCAGCUACUCCUGGCGCAGCAAAAAGGGAACCAAGUUUCACCAGUCGAUAGGGAAACACUACUCAUCCGGCUACGGCCAGGGCGAUGUGCUGGGGUUUUACAUCAGUCUUCCAGAGGACACCGAGACUGCCAAAUCGCUGCCUGACACUUACAAAGAUAAGGCUUUGAUCAAAUUCAAAAGCUACUUGUACUUUGAAGAGAAGGACUUUGUGGACAAAGCAGAGAAGAGCCUGAAGCAAGCACCCGGCAGCCAGAUCAUAUUCUUCAAGAACGGUGCCAGCCAAGGAGUUGCCUUUAAAGACAUCUUUGAGGGAGUUUAUUUUCCUGCCAUUUCUUUGUACAAAGGCUGCACGGUUUCUAUAAACUUUGGGCCAUACUUCAAGUAUCCACCCAGAGACAUCACGUACCGUCCGAUGAGCGACAUGGGCUGGGGCGCCGUAGUGGAGCACACGCUGGCGGAUGUGCUGUACCACGUGGAGACCGAAGUCGACGGGAGACGAAGUCCCCCCUGGGAGCCAUAA
Mesitornis unicolor (brown roatelo) is the source of this 1695-nucleotide messenger RNA. It is a transcript of the gene ASH2L, whose product is annotated as ash2 (absent, small, or homeotic)-like (Drosophila). Bases 226 to 1695 code for a protein of 489 amino acids. Gene Ontology annotation, molecular function: transcription cis-regulatory region binding; protein binding. NCBI's taxonomy places the organism in Eukaryota, Metazoa, Chordata, Aves, Mesitornithiformes, Mesitornithidae. Gene Ontology annotation, cellular component: Set1C/COMPASS complex. The record is from RefSeq and is a predicted model, not a curated record. The transcript has 15 exons.